Molecule: messenger RNA, 592 nt
Organism: Ceraceosorus bombacis
Lineage: Eukaryota; Fungi; Basidiomycota; Exobasidiomycetes; Ceraceosorales; Ceraceosoraceae
Source: the annotation of a GenBank genome assembly
AUGUGCGCAUAUCAUCUCCUCUCCUUAGUGAUCAUUCCCAAGGAGAACCGCCGAGCCAUCUACUCUGCUCUCUUCAAGGAGGGUGUGCUUGUAGCUCCCAAGAACUUCGAGAUUGCACAUCCGGAGCUCGAGGAUGUUCCCAACCUCCAAGUGAUCAAGGCUUGCCAAAGCCUCACUUCUCGAGGCUACGUCCACACUCAAUUCAGCUGGCAAUGGUACUUUUACACUCUGACCAACGAGGUGAGUUGCGCAUUGUCUGCUCGUCUUGCCACGCUGCAGCGUAGCGGGGGGGACUGGAUGCGCAAUCGCUUACCUGGAUCUGCACUGCCGUCCGGCUCGACAGGGUCUGGAGUACCUGCGCGAGUACCUUCAUCUCCCAGCUGAGAUUGUUCCCGCAACGCACAAGCGUCCUGCUCGUCCCUCUCGUCCCUUGGGAGGUGCAGGGGGUGCCCGCGAUGGCGCUUACCGUCCACCUCGCGGCGACCGCGAUGGCGGAGAUCGCGAGUACCGCAAGAAGGAGUCUGCCGCUCCUGGCGACUACCAACCUCGUUUCGGAGGCGUUGGUCGUGGAGCCGGUGCACCCGCUUCUUAA